This is a messenger RNA of Drosophila guanche, 1589 nucleotides long. RefSeq lists its product as uncharacterized. The transcript is spliced from 2 exons. The record is from RefSeq and is a predicted model, not a curated record. Bases 1 to 624 code for a protein of 207 amino acids. NCBI's taxonomy places the organism in Eukaryota, Metazoa, Arthropoda, Insecta, Diptera, Drosophilidae.
AUGUAUUUUAAUCUGUUCACUUCCAGGUACUGCGUGGAGUUCGAGGUUAUCAAGGCGUCGAAGGCUUGCCACAAGUUGACGCCCUACAACCUGAUGCUGGAGGGUGAUCGAAUAACUGUGCGCUGCGAUCUCGGGGCCCUCAUCCAGGAUGGUGCAAGCGGCUCCAGCACUACUGCAGUCAGAUCUGCGAUCCCCACUGCUUCAUCCACGACCACUGGGCCCUACAAGGAGGAGGACGGUUCCAGUGCGGGGGAGAGCGAGGAUAACAGCAGCAGCAGUAAUGACGAAGACGACAAAAACAACAACGAGGAGGGGGAAAUGGCGGUUGAAAAUGCCCAGAAUAUGCUCGAUCCAGGUAGCAAUGAGAACUACGAGAGGGAGCACCACCGCCAGGCAAAUAUCCGAUCGCACCGCGACCGCCCGUGGGGCAGUCCCAAAAAGAGCGCCACACCGGCCACGCGGCCACCGGCGCCAACGCCGAGCUUUCACUGCCGCGGAGAGGGUCUCGCUGGCCGCACGAUGAGCUGGAGCGCAUUGCCGGCGCCGUCGUGUCGCGGAAAGUUUAUCCGCCUCACCGUCGGACCCCCCAAGAAGUGCAGCCACGCGCAGUUCAUCUUCGUCUAAUCGCUCCCCUCUAAUAUAAAUUGUAGUCUCGAUCGCAUCGUCAAUAUGGAGAACGUUUAUGAAGGUUAUGGUGUGUUACGGUGCUUCGGAAAAAGGAAACCCAAAAGAAAAAAGCAAAAGCAAAGGCAAAACCUGGCGCGAAGGGACACACAGUCCCCAGUCCACAGUCCCCACCAGUCGCAAACGUCUAGAGGCCUAAGCCGAUCCCAAUUAAUUUCCGCACUAUCACUAUCACAGCAUUUUCAUGUAUGUACAAUUUUUAACUUUAACUUUAAAGCCCCAAGUAAUUAAGAGGAAUAAAUUUACAUGUAUGUAGGUACUAGUAGUGAGUAGAAUCUUUUUUUUUUUUUGUGCCCACACCAAGUUAAGAUCGUGGAAAGUCAAAUCACACGUUAUUUUAAAGGCAUUGUAACAGCUCUCAGUUGAUUAUUUUAAAGGACCGAAUCAGCGUACUCGAAUUGUGGAAAUAUACAUUCUUAUUGUAGUAGUUGGCGGGAAACUCUAAAGUAAAAAAUUGCACGACGGGUGUAGAGAUACGACAUGAUGUUCUAUCUUGUAUUGGCUGGGAUUGGUAGAUAGUAGACGUAAUUCAUCACAAACUAUAUAACAAGUAAAAAGGAAGAAACGAAAUGAUCUUUGGAAUGGAAUGCUAGAAGUGUCUAGAACUUUGAUUCAAUCUUCUACGAGCACACAUAGUCGUACAUAUGUACAAAUGUACAUACAUACAUACCAACAUACAUACGCGUAUAGUGGCACCCGCAUUCGAUCCAUAUUGCAUCAUGCAAAACAUUCGUACACACAACAACAGACACUGACAUAUAAAGGCCAAGAGUGGCGGUGAGGGUGCCUCCCCGGCCCUACCCUUUGAAAACAUUCUUAAGUCGGAAUUAAACUUUGGACCUUAGCGGUAAAUUGGAUUCUAGGUACAUACGGAUGUCGAAAAUAUUUCAUAGAAUUACCUAUAA